Messenger RNA from Somion occarium, 2147 nucleotides. The record is from the annotation of a GenBank genome assembly. Lineage: Eukaryota; Fungi; Basidiomycota; Agaricomycetes; Polyporales; Cerrenaceae.
AAUCAUUGCUUGGUGUCCGCAAGCAUGGACUCUGCCGGUUCGAUAUGAAAAAAGCAGGCUCGUGAUGUCUCGAUGCGAGUGCCUUAGAAUGCUAACGAUGUUGGAAUUAGAGCGUGCAUCAGCCUUUUGUCUGCAGUAUUGCCUAUGAUAGCUGUUUUCUAUCUGUCACUGGGGCCUCAUUUACAUACAACAGCAUAACUUAAACCUACAGGUUGUCAACAACUUGUCGGGAUGCCGCGUCGCCGAUGUCCCUGCUGCCUAUCAUGGGUUCCCAGCACCAUGUGCAGCAGAUGUUCUGCCCACCUAAUUAUGGCGUUGCAGGUUGUUGUGCUGGUGUCUAUCUGCCAAGCUCUAGAAGACUGCAACGGUCUUAAAAUGCUGUUUGCCCAAGCUAGGGAUAGCCACGAAGCUAAACGCCCUCCAUAUUGAAGAGUUUCAAGCACGAUCAGCGGGGAUAACGCACAUUCGCCGGUUGGGAGAGCCCGACGAUAGACCUAGUGUACGCGAUAGCGUACCUUCGCAGGUCAUGGACGCUGUCAUCGAAAAGGUCUCCAAGCAGUGCUUGACUAUUGCAACUCAAGUUUCCAGCGACCGUGGCGAGGAAACCCAGCAUGUAUAUCGUCUAUAUAAGAGGCGGUUUGUCGGCCAGGUUGCGCUGUUCUUUCUGUGCGUCGCGAGCGCUAUGCCAUGGCCUUGGUUUGGUCCUAUCGCUAACGAGGUAUUCGAUGAACUCGGUUUCUCCCUUGAUCGCGUGAAUUGGUUGGGGACCGUAACUAAUGCGGUUCUCCUUCCUGUUUCACUGAUUGUACCGGAUACUUGCUCGAGAUAUGGAAUACGACGCACGUGCGAUAUCGGCGCUCUCCUCAUGUUGGUAUCCGCAUGGAUACGGUAUGCUGGAACCGCUCGAGUAUCGCAAAACGCAUCGUACGCUCUCAUCAUGAUCGCACAAAUUCUAGGCGGGGCUGCCCAACCAUUCUUUCUCAUUUUGGGACCCAAGUACUCCGAGACCUGGUUCGACCUCAAAGGUCGUAUGACUGCCACGAUGGUGUUGUCUGUAGCUAAUCCUGUUGGAGGCGCUCUUGCCCAGCUCAUUAGCCCGAUUCCUGGCAAUACAAAGACAUCAAUCCUUAUUUUAGGAAUUAUCCAGACGGUAGUCGGUCCUCUCGUCUUUUUAAUCGGGAAUGCUCCGCCUACACCUCCAACAUUCGCAGCGACUCAGAAAGCGCCAGGAAACGUAUCUCUGGUCCGUGCCAUGUUCGGAAAGGAACCUGCAGCUCUCCCGACCUAUAUGACCUGGCGUGAACGGUUCGACUUUGCGAUCGUCACUCUUGUAUUCGGAGUAUUGGUUGGAGUGGUUACAUCGUUUUCCGUCCUAACCGCCCAGUUCUUCGGACCCUAUGGCUACUCGGACACUAUAUCCGGACUCAUGGGAGCUGUGCUUCUCAUUGUCGGAAUCGUCUUCGCCAUUAUCACUUCACCACUAUUCGACAGAGUUAUAACGUAUCAUAUGGCUUUGGCUUGCAAGAUCCUCUGCCCAAUCUUCGGAAUUCUGUGGCUGAGUCUCAUAUGGGCUGUAAAACCUCAUAACACAGGAGGCCUGUUUGCGAUUAUGGCGUUGAUGGGAGCAACCAGUCUGACAAUGUUACCCGUCGCACUGGAGCUUGCUGUAGAGUUAACGAGAAACGCGGAUGGAAGUGCAGCUAUCCUUUGGUUUUCGGGUAACCUUUUCGGAAUAAUGUUUGUCUUAUCUGAGGACUCCAUGCGAGCUGAUGACUCUGCAAAUCCACCUCAAAAUAUGCAUCGUGCACUCAUCUUCCAAGGCGCUUUCGUGUGCGGUAUCGCAGCCUUUGUUUUCUUUAUUCAAGGGGAACAGAAACGAAGAAGGAUAGAUGAACAGCACGCAAAGGACUCGAGAGAGGCGAGGGCACAGAUUGAUUUAUCGCCCACUUCUCCAGAAACGAGGUCGAAGUGAUCCUUCGAUGCCUUAUUUCUGUCGAUAAACAUUUAACAUCUUAUCGGAUAAGAUACCACUUAGUUUGUUGGACUUGUAUGCGUAGUAUGUAAAGCACAGCCCGUCUUCGUUGUAUUGUUACUGGACAAUAUACCUUGUAACGUUAAGUGGUUACAAGCCUAUCUCCUUCUACUUC